GUGACAGUGCAUAAAAGGUGACCCGCGGUGAGGCCCCCCUACUGUACUGCAGCACACAUCUCCAACAGCAGGCGUUUACAGCAUUCAGUCUUGAUAUAAAAGAAGUGUGGUACAGCAGCAGGAGUGCUGUAUAUAUAAGAGGUAGAGAACCAAGCAGGAAGACAUGAGGAUUUUGGUACUUGUGUUGGCGCUCUUGUCGUCCACCCGAGCUCAAGACAAGUGUAACCCCCGGGUGUAUGACUAUGACAGCGUGGUGUGUGUGUGUGACGCCUCCUACUGCGACAACCCGGGCAUUAUCACCUUCCCUGAGAAAGGGAAGUUCACCCUCGUCACCUCCACCAAGGACGGCCUCAGAUUCAACGUGGAAGAGUUCCCCGUCUCCAACGAGGAGGACCCUGACGCUGUGGUGGUGACCAUCAACCCAGAGGACGAGUAUCAGAUCAUCCUAGGCUUCGGCGGCGCCUUCACCGACUCCACAGGUCUUAAUGUGGUCAGUUUACCUGAAGACGCCCAGGAACACUUCUAUAACUCCUACUUCACCUCUGAGGGGAUAGGGUACACCAUAGGCCGUAUCCCCAUCGCUGGCGCCGACUGCUCCACCAGAACUUACUCCUACGACGACGUGGCGGGCGACGUCGACCUGCAACAUUUCAACUUGACUUUCGAAGAUUAUGACUAUAAGAUUCCCGUGAUAAAGCGAGCUAAGGAACUGUCGCCAGAGCUUAAGUUGUUUGGGUCGCCCUGGUCACCACCGGCCUGGAUGAAGACUAAUGGCAUGUUCAACCAGUCAGGAACACUGAUUAAGGAGUAUUGGCAACCCUGGGCCAACUAUAUCGUCAAAUUCUUGGACGCGUAUGAGGCAGAGGGAGUAGAGCUAUGGGGCCUAACACCGCAGAAUGAACCAAUGGGCGGCUUCCAAGCAGACUGGCACAUUAAUGUGUGUGGCUGGACCUCCCUGGACAUGCGAGACUGGAUCAAGAACAACCUCGGCCCCACGCUGCAGGCUGCCGGGUACCGUCGCCUCAAGAUGAUGGUCGAUGACUUUAACCGAGACACUUUAACCUGGUACGUCGAGCCGAUGCUGGAGGACCCUGACUCAGCCCAGUACAUAGACGGUAUAGCGAUACACUGGUACGAGGAUAAGUAUGUCGGCCCUCACAUCCUGGACAAGACCCAAGCGUUGGCUCCAGAUAAGUUCCUGCUCUACUCCGAGGCUUGUUUUGAGAAAGGUGUUAAGCUGGGGUCGUGGGACAGAGGUAUGGAGUACCUUCACUUCAUGAUGGAGGCCUUGAACCAUCACUGUGUGGGCUGGGUCGACUGGAACUUGGCGCUGGACACUGAAGGAGGACCUAACUGGGCUAGUAACUGGCUCGACGCCCCCAUUAUCAUCAACCCCGAGGCGGGAGAGUUCUAUAAGGAGCCAAUAUUCUACGCCAUUGGUCACCUCAGCAAGUUUGUGGAACCAGGAGCUGUCCGCAUCAGCUCGACGACUACAGAUUACAUGUUGGACGUGGCCGCCUUCAACGACCCGUCAGGCCGUAAAGUGGUCGUUCUCCUCAACAGAGGUGAUGCCGAGAUAAAGGUGUCCCUCACUGAUGGCUCCGACAUUUUCGUCAACUUCGGUAUGGAAGCCGGAGCCAUCCAGACCAUCUUGUACUAGCCCCCGGCAGGACCCGACCUGGUUCUACCACCAGUUGAACCCUUUUACGGGAUCUCGUUCCACGUUAGUUAAAAUUUUGUGUUCAGUAGUGUUCCAGAGACGACUGGACCUGACCAAACCCAACUUCCAGCUCCUGCAGCAGCGACACUAUAACGAUCAAGUAAACCAUAAAAUUUCA
Molecule: messenger RNA, 1838 nt
Organism: Homarus americanus (American lobster)
Lineage: Eukaryota; Metazoa; Arthropoda; Malacostraca; Decapoda; Nephropidae
Product: lysosomal acid glucosylceramidase-like
Exons: 12
Coding region: 164-1660 (498 amino acids)
Biological process (GO): glucosylceramide catabolic process
Molecular function (GO): glucosylceramidase activity
Source: RefSeq, a predicted model, not a curated record